AUGUCAAAGGGAUACACCGUCCUACCUAUAAGGCUGGUAAGCCCGCCCCAGCUAGCAGACACAGCGGCCGUGCACCAUCUAUAUCUCAAAAGACACUCUACUACACAACGGGACCCAACUCUGGUGGAUAUUGCAAAUAGGUCACUUUUCAUUGUCAAUCUUCCAUUUGGAGCCAACUUUGAAUCCUUCAAGAGGUUUUUCGGCGAGAUUUCCACCGGUGCCAUUAUUGAGGGUGUUCACGUGAGUAGUCCUGAGAUUGAUCUUACCAAGUUAACCAGUGAGAUGAAAAACAACACGGCUUUGGAAUUUGGAGAAAAGAAAGAGCAGGAAAAGUUUAUUUUGCCAUUAAACACGGCGCUAGUGACGUUUCUGGAUACUAGUGGUGUCGAUCUGGCUCUUCAGAGUGUGCGGAAACUUGCCAGUUCCAAGAGAUUGGCCCGUUGGCCUGUGGCUGUUUCCACUGGAUCCAAAAGGUACUCUUCGCUGUUAGAAGAGACUGUGCUUGAAUCUGAAGGAUUGGCUGAAAGAGUGGCGCACGAUAUGGAGCUAUUUGCAGCAAAAGAGCUUGAUGACCUACAAGAACUCAACGAGAUGAAAAAUAAGGUUGAUGCCGAUGGGUUCACGCUUGUGGUCGGUUCUCACCGUAAGACGAAGAACGGUAUUCUAGGAAAGUUACAGCAUUCUCGGGAUCUCGAGAAAAUCAACCGCAAGAUGAAGAAGAAGGAGAAGACCGACUUUUACAAGUUCCAGAUCCGCGAGCGCAAGAAGCAGGAAAUGAACGAUCUGUUGGCAAAGUUCAAAGAGGAUCAAGAGAGGGUAAAGGUAAUGCGGUCUAAACGUGAGUUCAAACCGUACUGA
This is a messenger RNA of Kuraishia capsulata CBS 1993, 858 nucleotides long. RefSeq lists its product as uncharacterized. The record is from RefSeq and is a predicted model, not a curated record. Gene Ontology annotation, cellular component: CURI complex; UTP-C complex. Bases 1 to 858 code for a protein of 285 amino acids. Lineage: Eukaryota; Fungi; Ascomycota; Pichiomycetes; Pichiales; Pichiaceae. The transcript has a single exon. Gene Ontology annotation, biological process: ribosomal small subunit assembly; rRNA processing.